Molecule: messenger RNA, 219 nt
Organism: Salpingoeca rosetta
Lineage: Eukaryota; Choanoflagellata; Craspedida; Salpingoecidae
Exons: 3
Coding region: 1-219 (72 amino acids)
Source: RefSeq, a predicted model, not a curated record
AUGGUGCAUCGUUUUGAGGCCACGCAUGUUGACACCGAGAAUGCACAGCUGUCAAAGGCGCCCAUCCAGCAGGUGUACAAGCUGGCGGGGCGCUUUGUGUCAGGCAUCGUGUUGCUGUCGGCCGUGUUUGACAAGACGCGCACGCUGACGGUUGGAUCGCCAAAACUCGCGCGCGUGCUCGUUGGUGAUGACACGUGGACGGAGGAGGACGCCCUGUGA